Molecule: messenger RNA, 1236 nt
Organism: Saccostrea echinata
Lineage: Eukaryota; Metazoa; Mollusca; Bivalvia; Ostreida; Ostreidae
Exons: 7
Coding region: 1-1236 (411 amino acids)
Molecular function (GO): scavenger receptor activity
Source: RefSeq, a predicted model, not a curated record
AUGAUCAGCAGAAGCAGCAGAAAUGUGUCAUUCUCAGCAAUGCUGUAUGUCAUUUUCUUACUAGUGAAUCUGGCCCUCAAAAAAAAAACCACGUGGCAAAGCACGUCCCAUGACGCCUCUGUUGGUUCUGAGAAAGCUGUUGAUGGUUUAAAAUCAGAUCUGUCCUACGUUGGACAACAGUGCAGUAUUUCAUUGGAUGGACAGACAACUGUGACAUGGUGGGUGAACCUCGGGGGGAUCUUAAGUUUAUAUAACAUAGUCAUCUUCUACAGGACGGACAACCUAGUCUGGAAUGCUUCUAAUGACCACUCUGGUAGAUUUCUGGGAUUUUCUGUUUAUGUAUCCAACACAACAAACAGACUUGAUGGCAUGUUAUGUUUUCACGAUACAAUGUACACCAGGGCCACAAUACCAGCUGUCGUCAUUAUAACAUGCAUUGUACAUGGUCAAUACGUCAUCUACUACAACGAGAGAAUUCAAAAUAUUAUUUAUCCAAGUGAAUAUUCCACGCACGCAUUUGUUGAACUCUGUGAGGUUGAGGUUUAUGGUUGUCCUGCUCCUAGACGAUAUGGGUCAAAUUGUUCCCUGCAGUGUCCUACAAAUUGCAAGCAGUACUGUCAUAUAGAAUCAGGAUAUUGUUUUCAGUGUCAUCCGGGCUAUAUGGGCGGUCAUUGCGAACAGCAAUGCAGUACGAAGAAAUAUGGAGAAGACUGCAGUCAGGACUGUGGUAUCUGUCUGGAAUACAAACAAUGUGAUCACAUAAAUGGAACAUGUCAGGAUGGAUGUGAUAGAGGUUACCAUGGGCACCUCUGUAGAACAGAGUGUGUACCAGGACAGUAUGGUGUGAACUGUAAGGACACAUGUAGUGAACACUGUUUAGUAACAAACAGAUGUAACCAUACCACAGGGGAAUGUCGGGGUGGCUGUAAACCAGGGUGGAAAGGAUUAUAUUGCGAUAAAUCUAAAGAAGAGCCCAAUUGGCAAGUCCGAUUUUAUGGAGUUCUUGCAGCGCUUUGUGUAUGUGUUACAGUCAUUGCCGUGUUGAUAGUUGUUAUGUGCCUGCUGCAAAGGCAGAGCAAGAGUGGGACACAUAAGGGGCACCCAUUAAAUGAAAGGCAACAUCCCAAGCUUAAUGUUAGUUAUAUAGAAGAGAUGACCGGUGGAAAUGUCAAAAGUGAAUACCAAGAGCUAAGUGAAAGAGAUGAUACCUCUCCAUAUGAUGUUAUCAAGUCAUAG